Tachyglossus aculeatus (Australian echidna) is the source of this 2534-nucleotide messenger RNA. RefSeq names its product leucine, glutamate and lysine rich 1 (gene LEKR1). The coding region runs from base 80 to 2152 and encodes 690 amino acids. The record is from RefSeq and is a predicted model, not a curated record. The transcript is spliced from 13 exons. Lineage: Eukaryota; Metazoa; Chordata; Mammalia; Monotremata; Tachyglossidae.
GGAAGCCGUUCGGGAGGGAGCCGAGCCGUGGCGGAGGUUACUCAACCUCGGGCUUCUGCCCUGUGCAUCUGGAAAGAACAUGGACCGUCACAUCCCCGUGCAUGCUUUACCCGAAGAAAUCCAAAAGAUGCCCCGUGAUGAGACAGUCUGCAAAUACUGUGGUAUCAGUUAUUUGAUCCUUCAUGAGUUUAAAGAUAUGGAAGAAAAAAUGAAAGCAAUGGAAAAAGAGAUGAAAUUUUACCAAGGAAGUGUUGAACGUGAAAAAAAACUUCAAGAAAAACUACAGUCUCUCAGCCAAGAUUUUCAAGGGUACAAGUCUGACAGUGAAUCAAAAACAGAGAGAAUAGAAAUUCUAAGCAAGGACUUGAAAAAUCAACAGGAGGAGUUGCAGCGUGCAAAUGAAAAGCUGAAAUGUUUUGAGGAGAAGUUAGAAGUUGCCCACAAACAAGCACAACAUUUCAGCAAGACACUGGAUCAGCAUCAGUUAAUCAUGAAAGAAAUGCUUUUGCUACUUCCCAGUACUAAAAGUGAUCUAGCUAGAAUCAAAAAUGAAGUAUCUAAUGCUUUCCAGCACUGGACUUCCCUAAAAGGAGACAUUUUUCUACAACUUCAAACCAUAAGUGAAGUGGCUUUGACAGAAAUAUCAAAACUGAAGAAAUAUCUGGCAGAAUGUCAGAGUGCUAAGGUAUGCCUUGAGGACGAGGUGAAGGAUCUGAAGUUGUCAUCAGAUGUGGCCUUGAUGAAAACCCAGCAGAUUCAGACAUUGCUCCAGAAAGAAAAUGAGUUACAGAGCAAGUGUCUGGAAUUGCAAAAGGAAACAUUAGGUUUACACAGUCAAGUAGAGGCAAUUGGCCUCAAGUUUCACGAGGCAACAGCUGAGAUGGACGACUAUAAAAAACUCCUCCUGGUUAAAUCAAAGGAGAUUGCUGAGUGUCAGAGAGAACUUAAAAAACUGGAAUUUGAAACCAGAAUUUCUGAAUCACGACAUACUAGAGAACUCAAAGAAAAAGAAGGCACUUUGCUGGUUUGCCAACAAAUGUGCAAACAGUUGCAAGAAGAAGUGGCUGAAAAAGAAAGACAACAAGAGAACUUAAAAAGAAGAACCAGCUGCUCAGAAAAUGAACUGGAAAUGAUGAAAGCUCUUCUGAGUCAGACAGAGGAAGAAGUUGUAACUCUGAAAAAAGAGAGGGAGAUGCUGCUCAUUUCUCAUCAGAACAGAAUUGAAGAGCUACGGGAUAACUUCUCACAGAAGAUGAUUUAUGACUGUAGGGAGAAGAUUGAAUUUGAACUUAUUAAAGAUCGAGCCCAGCAUUCGGCUGAAUUUGAAGAGCAGAUCCUGCAAUUGAAGGAAGAAGCCAAAUUGGAACUGAACAUUGAAAAGCAAAAGCAUCAAGAAUUAAUCACCAAAUAUCAGAGGGAGCAGGAAGAACUACAAAAGAAGAUUUCCAGUUUAAUAUCAAAUGCCACCAAUGACCUAAAGCGGGAAGUAACCAUUCUAGAAAAAAAGCUCCAGGACUCUCAAGUCAAACUCGUGGAGAAAGGUGAAGCUAAAGAAAAAGAAAUUCAGAGCCUCAAAAGAGUCAUUGCAGAGUUUGAUUUGCGCCUCAAGAGGGAAAUUGACAGUGGUGAAUCCGUUCGCCAAAAUCUGAAGAGGGAAAUGAAACAAAAGACAGAUGAACUGGAAAGAGUUGCUCAGGAGCAAAUGCAGCUAAAGGAAAAAUUUAAUCAGGCUGAGGAAGAGAAAAGUUUUCUUCAGGAAACAGUGCGUAGAGAGUGUGAAGAACGCUAUGAGCUGACUGAAGCUUUGUCUCAAGCUAAGCAACAACUCCUGGAACUUAAGAAGCUCAGUGGCAGUUUCCCAUUGUCACCGUGUUCCCAAAGUCAGGGCAACCUAACCUCAUCUACUGCCGUGGUCAAUAAUCAUGGAGAGAGAAAGUUUGCAAACCUAAACUCUGGAAAAGGAAGCCAAAUCCCUGGGCUUCCCGGUGUCAAAAAGCCUUCUGAUUCAGCAGCCUCAAAUAAGCCCAGGAGCCAUGGCAGUUUAGCUCUUCCCAGUCUUCCUUCUCCCUACCCUCCUAUGAGAAGAGCCUCUUCAGACCAGGAGACCAGACGCAGGAUAGCGACCAUAGUUAGGAGGUGGAGUCAGCAAUGAUUCCCUGGAAAACAAAAGUAAAGCUGAUGUUUGAUCUUUGCAGGGCGAGAGAGCAUUAUUAGGUGAUCAUAAGCUCGGGGGCGGUUGGUGGCUUUAUAUUAUCAAAGAGUGAGAUGAGGGUGUGAAAAACUUCAUUCUAGCUUUUUGAACCAGCAUGUCAAAGUAAUCUCCAGAGAUAAAUUUUCCCAAGGGACCUCCAUCUGACCCCUGAAAUUACCCAAGGAAAUCAAGUUCCUCACAGCUAAUUUUCAUGCACAGAAAGGGUAUCUUUGAAGGAUCUCAGCCAAAAAGUUUUACUCACGAAACCUUUUCUAUUUUGUUGUCACCUUUUACGGGCAUGUGCAUUUCUAUGAAAGGGCAAUGAUUUUGUUUGCAUUUCCAG